AACAGCUUUCUGUUUCCAUUUCCGAAUUCAUUCCUUUCGAUUUUUGUUUAGACAGGAAGUGUACAUACUCGCCAUGGUUGCAACAUGUAGGUGAUUGCAGGUAAUUACAGAAUGGAUUCCAUAUGUAACUUGUAACACUGCACAGAUAUUAGAUCAGCUGGAAUAAAAUUAGGAAGGAAAAAUGGCUGACAGUCGUGUGUUCCCGGGAACAUCUGACAUGGAUGUUGGAUAUUCCACGGCAGAUUAUAGGGGGGCAGCUAUCUCAUCAGUGUCGAAUGUUGAGAUGGAGUCUCAGCGCAACCGGUUGACUUUGGAAGAGGCUCGAUGGAUUGGGGUACGCAAAAAGGUUCCUGGUAUGUCAGGGAUUCCUAAGAGAGCAAAGAGUGUUGGUCGUAGUCAGAGUGGAUCAGUGUUUUAUGUUGAAGAGGAAGACCCUUAUCAACAGAAAAUCAAUGAAAUUCGGGUAUUUGUUCGCCAACAUUUUCAUCAGAAGGAAUGUGCAUCUUUUGUGCCAAAGCCUGGGCAAACCACAGGACCAAAAGCUAAAAAGAAAAUAAGAGAUCUUCAAUGUCAUUGUGGAGAGGUGUUGAUGGAGCAUGCAGGCAUGCAAGGAUUCUCAUCAGAUAUGAUGCUGGAAUAUCUUGUACCUAAAGAGCUACAAAAGUUAAUGUCAAGAGAACGCCGUUAUGACCCGCCACCGGAGAAACUCCCAGCAGUUACCUGGAACAAAGAUAUUAGAACAACAGCGUCCUGUGCAUUUGGUAAAAUAAAUUUUGAGAAUGUGGAACAUUCAGGUGGCAAAAAACCAGCAAAGUAUAUUAGAAUGACAGAUGAAGAUUCUGUUGAUAAUUUGAUUGAACUGAUGAAGGAACACUGGAAAAUUAUGGAACCUGAACGUCCAAAUUUAGUCAUCUCUGUUGUGGGCGGAGCCAAAAACUUUAAAUUAGAUGGACGCAUGAGGGAUACAUUCUCCACUGGGUUGAUAAAGGCAGCAAAGACUACGUCAGCAUGGCUGAUAUCAUCAGGGUUCAAUAUGGGUGUAAUGAAAGCUGUGGGUCAGGCCGUUAGACAGGGUCAGUCAUUUUGCUGGGACAAUGACCGCAUGGUUCAUGUAUUACGCUGUAUAGGUAUUGCACCAUGGGGUUACGUGAAAAAUAGACAUGUUCUGGAAAGUGACAAUGGACAGGGGAAGUUUAAUGCAGAUUUCAGAACCAGUAACGUUAUUCUCCAUGACUCAGCUGUGCCAUUAAAUCCUGACCACACCCACUUUAUAUUUGUGGAUGAUGGCUAUAGGAUAAGAUAUGGAGGUGUGGCAGGUAUCAGAGCCAAACUUGAGCAGAAAAUAUCACAGCCUCAAGCAGAGGGAGGUUUAGGUAUACCGGUUGUACUUGUCGUAGUUGAGGGUGGUACUGAUUGUAUAAAUGAUCCCGGGCGUCAAUCGGCAAAAAUUUUCCAGUCGUCGUUGUGCGGUGGAAUUCGAAGUAUGAAAGAGAAACAUGAGCUUAAACUCAUGGACAAAAUCUUUGAUGCUUAUGGUAAGAAUUGGAAAGACGAGGAAAUACAGAAAAAGACGAUAGACAUCAAAGAGUCCGUACAGAUCUGCUGUCAAAAUUCUGACCUGCUAAGAAAGGGAGCAGAUGAAGAGCAGAGAUUGAGUCAAUUAAAGCUAGCACUGACCUGGAUAGGUCGAUAUAGCACAAGAAGAAAUCUUCAGGGAGGAUGUACUGUGGAGCACAG
Molecule: messenger RNA, 1737 nt
Organism: Ruditapes philippinarum (Manila clam)
Lineage: Eukaryota; Metazoa; Mollusca; Bivalvia; Venerida; Veneridae
Product: transient receptor potential cation channel subfamily M member-like 2
Exons: 10
Biological process (GO): calcium ion transmembrane transport
Molecular function (GO): ligand-gated calcium channel activity
Source: RefSeq, a predicted model, not a curated record